AUGGACGACAUUUCGCAGUCGGAAGUUCCAGGAACCAUCUUUAUUGUGGGGACGGAUGCGACAAAGCUGGGAGAAGCAGAUGUCACCACAUCGAACGAUAUCGUGCUCGUUCCUCGCCCACUCGAGACACCACGGGACCCCCUGAACUGGCCGAAGUCAAAGAAACUAUGGACGCUCUUCUUAGCGACUCUCUUCGCGACCGUCGUCGCCUAUGGCGAAAACAAUCUUGGCGCGCCCUGGACGGAGGUCGCCGAAGAUAUCGACGUGACAAUGAAAGACAUGAAUGGCGGCAGUGCACUGAACUACCUCCUUCUGGGGUUCGUGAACGUGCUCUGGAUCCCGACGGCAAUGAAACUUGGACGCAAGGUGGUGUACAUUUUCAGCAUGACGAUCAUUAUGGUGUCAAGUGUAUGGAACGCCUAUAUUUACGGCGUGGCGCAGUGGUAUCUCAACUGUCUUGUGGGCGGGAUUGGGCAGAGCGCCUAUCAGGCACUGAUUCAGCUUACGGUGUUUGAUAUUUUCUUUGCGCAUCAGCGUGGAACCAUGCUUGCUGUAUAUGUCUGGGGCCAGCAACUUGGAUCAAUUCUCGCCUUAAUACUUGGCGGGUAUAUUGCUGAAGGACCAGGGUGGAGAUGGAGCUGCAAGAUCGUUGCUAUACUCAGCGUACGGUUAAUUUCUGUUAUCUUAAGGGCUGCGGUCGCUGAUGCUCUACAGGGUUCUGUCGUGCUGUUGUUUAUCUUCACUAUGGACGACUCCCUCUUCCCCCGGCAUGCUCUCGCUAUCCACCAAACCACAACCGUUCCUCAAACCCAGGACAGUCACCAACCAGAAGCUGAGAAUGACACCAAAAAAGAACAGUCUGUCAAUCUAAACCGCCAGCCAACGAUCAGCCAGGGCCGAGCAGACCUCCUCCCGCGCAAUUACCUGCACGUCUUGGCGCCGAUUCAUCGCUGGAAAGAGGACAAGACGACAUGGUGGCAGUAUUUCCGACGCCCCUUCCAUCUCUUCGCAUUUCCUAACAUUAUCAUGGCCGGCCUAAUCUACGCAUUUGCCAACACAGCAGGAAUCGUCUCCUUCAAUACCAUCUCCGAAAUCAUGACCGGUGCCCCGUAUAACUGGUCCACGGGGCCGACAGGCCUCAUGUUCCUAGCAGCAUUGGUUGGGUCUUUCAUCGGAAUGGCUACCGGCGCCCUCGGCGACAUCCUAACCCUGCGCCUUGCCCGCGCGAACGGCGGGUACAAAGAGCCCGAGAUGCGUCUCUGGACUCUGAGUCUAAGUUUCGUUUACGGGGCUGUCGGAUACUUCAUGUACGGGUGGUCUGCGUCAGAUGGCAAAUCUUGGGUCUUGAUCGCAGUCGGUCUGGGCGGGAUGAUCGCGCAGCAGGUCUCCGCGGCGAGUGUGGCAACCGCUUAUGCGAUGGAGUGCUUCGAGGGGAUCUCGAGCGAGCUGGUUGUGGUGCUGGCGAUUUGUUCUUCGUGUGUGAACUUUGCCAUCUCGUACUCUGUCCAGCCGUUCAUUGAGGCAACCGACUACGGACGCACGUUUACCUGCUUUGGGGCGCUAGUUCUAUGUAGUUUGGCGAUGGCUGGUGCAGGAGUGAAAUGGGGGAAGAGUUGGCGGAGACGAUGUGCGAGCAGGUACUGGAAGUUUCUUGACCAUCUUGACUACGCCCUGAAUACGGCCUGA
This is a messenger RNA of Aspergillus nidulans FGSC A4, 1686 nucleotides long. RefSeq names its product putative MFS transporter. Gene Ontology annotation, molecular function: transmembrane transporter activity. NCBI's taxonomy places the organism in Eukaryota, Fungi, Ascomycota, Eurotiomycetes, Eurotiales, Aspergillaceae. The coding region runs from base 1 to 1686 and encodes 561 amino acids. Gene Ontology annotation, biological process: transmembrane transport. Gene Ontology annotation, cellular component: membrane. The transcript has 8 exons. The record is from RefSeq and is a predicted model, not a curated record.